Messenger RNA from Callorhinchus milii (elephant shark), 904 nucleotides. Its product is annotated as methyltransferase-like protein 23. The transcript has 5 exons. Gene Ontology annotation, cellular component: cytoplasm; nucleus. The record is from RefSeq and is a predicted model, not a curated record. The coding region runs from base 26 to 712 and encodes 228 amino acids. Lineage: Eukaryota; Metazoa; Chordata; Chondrichthyes; Chimaeriformes; Callorhinchidae.
CGCCGGGGGUGGGGGAGGAGAGGAGAUGAGCGCGCGGAGCGGCACGAAGCGGUUCGCAUUCGUCCGUCAGGAGCCGAGCGGCGGCCGUGAGGUGCUGGAGGUCGCCGUUGCCGAGGUACUGGAUCCUCAAUAUGGCAUGUAUGUGUGGCCAUGUGCGGUGGUCCUGGCACAAUACAUAUGGUUUUAUAGAAGAGCAGUAAUAGGAAAGACCGUGUUAGAGAUUGGAGCAGGUGCAAGCUUACCUGGUAUUGUGGCAGCAAAAUGUAGAGCUAAAGUUAUUUUAUCAGAUUGUUCUGAGCUUCAGAAUUGUUUGGAUAACUGCCGCAGGAGCUGCAAGAUAAAUAACCUUGUAGAUGUGCCUGUAAUCGGAAUAAGCUGGGGGCUGAUAUCUCCUCAUCUGCUGCUACUGCCAAAAGUGGACAUCAUUCUGGGAUCUGAUGUGUUUUAUCAACCCGAAGAUUUCGAAGCUGUGUUGACAACGGUUUUCUACCUCAUGCAAAAAAAUCCAAAUGCUGUGUUUUGGACCACAUAUCAGGAACGCAGUGCGGAUUGGUCAAUUGAAGCAUUGCUGCACAAGUGGAAUUUGAAAUGCAUUCACAUUCCAUUAAAGACAUUUAAUGCAAAUAAAGAACAUCUUGCUGGAUCAAGUCUUCCUGGAAAUCACACAAUUCAUAUGAUGCUCAUCAGUUUAAAGAACAAACUUCUUCCAUGAAUGUGAAGCUGGUGCAAAACAAAUGAUUACGAUGCUUCCCUUGUUAUAGAAAAUGUACUCAACAUUGGUAUAAAACAUGGUGAUAACAGAUGUAAAUACCUGUAUCGUACGUGAUCAAUUUUAAAACAAUGCAUUUCCAACAUUACUGCCUGUAUACUUAAAUUUUAUACAAAAUAAAAUACUUAGCCUUCA